AUGUCUGGCGCCGAGUUCGUAGCAGUCGCGGCCGUCGCCUCCUCCAUAAUCGCCAUAAUCGACGGUAUGGCCAAAGUCGUCGAAGCCGCACUAGACGCCGAAGGUCUCCCCAAAGCGUUCCGUCGUGCCUCCCAAAAGCUGGAGAUAAUCAGCGACAUCCUAGAUGCAACAAGAACAACACUAGAAUCGCAUAACUCAUCACAAAUCGACAGCGCGGCGAAAAAGACAAUAGAUAGAUGUGAAGAAGAUUGGAAUAAACUCAAAGAAUUAUUUAAUAAAGUGGUACCUGAGGAUAAGAGUUCUAGGAUGGAGAGAUAUACUAAGGCCGCUAGGACGUUGGGGAAAGGUGGGAAGGUUGAGACGCUGAUGAAGAAUUUGUUGGAGAAUGUACAGUUGUUGGCUACGUUUAAGAUUAUGACGGAGAAUGGGAGGGAGGAGGCGAUUGCUUCUGAGGCGGAUAAGAAGAAACUUGAUAGACAUAUUGCGGAUGUGACUGGUUGGGAACCCUCGUUGCCGGAUAGCGUGUUUGAGGAGGGAGGGUAUAAUAUGAACGUCUCUGGUAGUGGAAAUUUUGUCGUUCAGGGAGAAAGUUCAAGACAGAAUAACCUACAAGAUAGGUCCCAGUAUUUUGAAGUCAGGGGUGAUUACCACGCGGGAACAAAACCCCUUACACCAGAAGAAAUAAACCAAUUGUGCCUGAGUUCCUUAAAGUGCCCAGAUACCCCCGCUAUUAAGAAUCGACUCAAGAUGACCAAGGACAAGCUAGUCAUAGGAUCAAUGGACUGGAUUCUAACAGACCCCCAAUUCCUCCGUUGGAAAGCUGGUGACGAACUCAGCCUGCUCUGGAUCAAGGGAGGUGCGGGGAAGGGAAAAACAAUGACAGCAAUUGGACUUAUCGAAGAACUUUCUCGUAGCAACGGCUCAAUAGUUGCGUACUCCUUCUGCCAGGACUCAAAUUACGAGCUAAAUACAGUCGAAGCAAUUAUCAAGGGCCUAAUUCGAUGUUUUGUGAAUCAACGGAACGAAGCUAUGAUGAUAUUACGACGUCUCUGGGAUUCACAAAAUGAUUGUUUCAUCGACGGUGUCCCCACAUGGCAGACUCUAUGGGAUAUAUUCUUGGAAAUGUUACUCCAAACGAAGUCUCCUAGAGUAUAUUUGGUCAUUGAUGCCCUCGACGAAUGCCAAGAGGGUGAUAUGGCCGAGUUCUUACAACUUCUUGUCCGAACGGGUCUCGAUAACCCUUCAAAGAUCAAAUGGCUUCUAACGAGUCGACCAUUUCAUAUCGCUAACCAGGAAUUACUGGCCGGAUCUGACCAGGAGCUGGUCAGCUUAGAACUCAACUUCGAACACGUUUCUGCGGGCGUAGCGAUCUAUAUUAUCGAAAAGGUGGCCGAGUUGGAUAGACGUCAUCACUACGGCCAAACAUUGCGUCAAGAGAUAGAAAAGCAACUAACGGCGAGAGCAAAGGGUAUAUACAUGUGGGUCAGCUUAGUAUGCAAAAGACUGGAAGGUGUAAGUCCAGAUGAAGCACUUGCAACAAUUGAGGACUCGCCUCCAGGAUUAUUCCCUUUUUACAACCGGGCCUUGAAACAGCUCGGCUCUGGCCGUGAUUCAAUGAUCACGAGGAGUUGUAUACGUCUUCUUAGAGUAGCAGCAUUAACUUUUAGUGUUCUAUCGGUGGACGAAGUAGAGAGCGUUUCAGGUUUGGAUUUAUCGGGUGAACGGAUCACUAUCACAAUGCUGCUUGAUAUGUGUACUUCAUUCCUCAGCCUUCGCGAUCAAGAGAAUAAGUUGAUUGGGUUUGUUCAUCAGUCAGCUCGGGAUUAUUUAAAUACCGAAGAGGCACGGUUAAUCCUAGAGGGUAACGGAGCAUAUGGACAUCGGGAAAUCGUGCUGACCUCACUAUCAUAUUUAUCCCGGAAUCUUAAAAUCAAUGUCGUCGACCUGGCCAAAUUCAAAGAACUACGACCUUUACUGCAGCCGGGAAAGCUUGAAGAUAGAUUGGCGGGAGUUAAAACUAGUCAGUAUGCGGCUAGAACUUGGGUUCAUCACCUCGCAGAACUUGACGAAACGACACUGGCACAAGUGACCUUUAGCCGGUCAGAUGGGGAAUUCAGCUCAUUCUGCCACAAUAAACUGCUUCAGUGGUUAGAAUGCAUGUGUAUUGUGGCCCGAGUAACAUAUGUUUCUGGGAUACUAGAUACCUUGGCGGAAAGAUACCCGGACUACCCUCUACAAGUUUAUGCCUACGCAAUGGCUUUCACCCCGGAAACCAGUCUACUCCGAGGCCGAAAUCUUGACAAAGCCCCCACAUGGCUAGGAACCCUUCCCCAACUUCAACGAAACCAUGAAUACGUAUCCCUCCAACCCCGCAGCCAACGGUUCCGUAAGCAAAAACUCGAUCAUACGUGGAGAAAAAAUCGCGAGACACUAGGUGCCGAUCACCAACCGAAAUUUGAAGUGGGACAACCUCGCGAUGUUCACAAAGUCGUUAGAUUCUCGCCAGAUGGUAAACAAAUCGCGUCAAGAGCCUUGAGUAAUAAAACUGUGGUUCAGCUCUGGGAUAGCCUAACCGGGGGGCCGCAUAAAUCUCUGGUUGGGCAUUUAUAUCCAGUAAAGACUAUUGCCUACUCAUCUGACGGGAAGCUGAUUGCUUCGGGCUCUGAAAAUAUCAAGGUGUGGGAUACAGUCAGCGGCGAGCUUCAGAUAACUCUGUGCGAUAGCUCCAACACCGAUUUAUACAUCAGAGCUGUAGCAUUUUCACCAGAUGGGGAUAAAAUCGCAUCAGCUUCUGAUUAUGGAAAUCUUCAGAUAUGGGAUACAAAAGCCGGUACUUCCGAAACAACUAUCAAGGCACACUCGAGAAUAUCCACCGUCUCCUUCUCACCGAACGGUAAAUACAUUGUAUCCGGAUCCUACGACGGGCAUGUUAAAGUCUGGAAUUCCACCACCGGGGAAUUUCAAAGACAAUUUGAUACUGUAUAUCCAGUUACCACCGUUGCAUUUUCGCCAAGCGGCAAGCAUAUCGCCGCCGGCGACUGCUAUGGUGAAUUCCACGUAUGGGAUACCCCGGCAUUCUCGGGUAUUGGGAAGAUGUUCAAUGUUCAUUUGAGCGGAGUCGUGGGCUUUGUCGAUUCGUUCACUGUGAAAGAAGUCAGAUCGUUAUACGGGUAUCUUAUUAACUACGUGAUAUUCUCACACGAUGGAGAGUACCUAAUAACCAACGUCGGCCAUAUCAGAGUCAAAAGAAUUCCCGCGAGAGGGAAACCUCCGUUAUCAACCUAUGCCCCUAUCUAUAGGAGUUUUCAACAUUUUGGUGUUCGUGGAGAUUGGCUGUGCUAUGGGACAGAAGAGUCGAGAUAUGCCAAAAUCUAA
Orbilia oligospora ATCC 24927 is the source of this 3375-nucleotide messenger RNA. RefSeq lists its product as uncharacterized. NCBI's taxonomy places the organism in Eukaryota, Fungi, Ascomycota, Orbiliomycetes, Orbiliales, Orbiliaceae. Bases 1 to 3375 code for a protein of 1124 amino acids. Gene Ontology annotation, molecular function: protein binding. The transcript is spliced from 4 exons. The record is from RefSeq and is a predicted model, not a curated record.